Messenger RNA from Linum trigynum, 2767 nucleotides. The record is from the annotation of a GenBank genome assembly. NCBI's taxonomy places the organism in Eukaryota, Viridiplantae, Streptophyta, Magnoliopsida, Malpighiales, Linaceae.
GUAUCUCUUAAGUAUAGUUCAGGGGGAAAAUGACAUGAGAUGUCUUGGAAAAUCGAUAUCUUACACAACCUUGUUAUGAAGUAGUCUAAAAGAGUGAAUUUUUAAUAAAGGCUACUGCUUUAGCCUUUAGCAAAGAUUGUAAAUCAUAUAAGAAGUUGUAGCUGAAAAAAUCAACAAAAAGACAUUUUAAAUUAGUAUCGUGAUUUAAUCAACACUAAAAUAUUUCAACCAACCAUUUCGUACUGUUCAAUAACGCUUAAUUGCCUACCAAUUUAGUAUUGAUAAGAAAAUUUUCUGGUCCAGCCGCAGUAUAAUUUUUAAAUCCUUAAUUUUUGCAAAUGGCCGAGAGAGAAGUAAAACAAAUUUGUAUAGUAGUGAGUCUAUUGGAUUCGCAGAUGUAACCCAACUAGUCUUGGUUCAUAACGAUGGAGAAAGAGAGGGAGGGAGGGAGGGGACUUCCAUUUCUGACAAAAGCUCCUCGUUUGCAUCAAACCGUAACCGUCCAUCCCAAGAAUUCAAUGAUAUUUCAUGUGUGUUGAUGACAGAUUCUACAGCCUGACACCCACACUGCUUAUAAUUAAUGUCUUCAAAACCUUUUUUUUUCUUUUCUUCUUCCAAAUUUCAAAUACAAAUGCAGUAAAAUCACAAUAAACCAGAAGUUACGUAUCGCGUUGUGUUUGCUUAACCCGUAAAACAUACGCUUAUAUGAAUCACAUCGAUCUAUGGUUUGAUCUCACAAACACUUGAUAAAUAGUGGAUAAAGGAAUUUUACAUUCUCUUAAAAAGGUUGUAAUGUAUUUAAUAUUUAGUGAUUUAGUCCAAGCAUUCAUGCAUCCAAUUUUAUGACAGUAUCAGUUACGAAAACAUUUUGGUAAUAAUGGACCCAAUUCAGUACAGUCAAUGAAGGUAAACCACAUUUGUCAUUAAAUAGUUAGACACGUGUCCUUACAAAAUCGGAAUCUUCCAAAAGUGCUUCUCUACCUGCAACUCAAAUCUCAUCCCAGAAUCAUAAACAACCUUCCUUCUUCUUCUCUCUUCCUUCCUAAAGGAAUUCCAUCGAAUGCUCAAAAGAAAUGGAAGUUGAAGAAGCUGAAACAAGGCGUCAACAAUCAUCAUCAUCCUCAACUACUACACUCGUAAUUCUCACAGCGGCUUUCCUCCCAGUUUCCUUGCUCAUCGCUUCCGUCUUCUUCUUCAACAACAAUCACAGCAUCAUCCAUGGCUUCUCUCCACCUUCAAGCUUUCUAACAUGGAGCAGCAACCAAGCUGCACCCAAUCUCCCAAACGGGAGCCGCCAUAGUAGCAGUCUUUUGGAGAAAGCUUGUGCAGUGACAAGGGAUCCGAAGCUGGAGAAAGUAGAAGCAAGUCUAGCCAUGGCCAGAGCUCUGAUCAAAGAAGCUGCUGCCACGUUGAACUGCACUACUGCAUCGUCAGCUCUACAUCAAGACUCGGACUAUGUUCCAUUCGGCGACGUUUACAGGAACCCUUGUGCGUUUCACCGAAGCUACUUACUGAUGGAGAAAAUGUUCAAGAUCUUCGUCUACCAAGAAGGCGAUCCGCCAUUGUUCCACGACGGGCCCUGUAAGAGCAUCUACUCCAUGGAAGGCCUGUUCCUCAGCUUCAUCGAAACCGAUCACACCAAUUUCACAACCAACAAUCCCGAUGAAGCCCACGUAUACUUCCUCCCCUUCAGCGUCGUCAAGAUCAUCGAGCACCUCUUCCAUCCAGUCGUUCGAGACAAAGCCGUCCUCGAGCGCACCGUAGUUGACUACGUCCACAUCAUAUCCGAUAAAUACCCCUUUUGGAACAGGAGCCUCGGGGCGGACCAUUUCAUGAUCUCCUGCCACGAUUGGGGGCCACGAGCGACUUGGUAUGAAAAGAAACUGUACUACAACUCCAUCAGGGUACUCUGCAACGCCAACACGUCGGAACAUUUCAACCCGAAAAAAGACGCAUCAUUUCCAGAAAUCAACCUGGUGUCAGGGGAAAUUCCUGACAGUACUACUGUCACGUCAUCAGGAUCUGAGAAUCGGACGAAUCUCGCGUUCUUCGCUGGCAGGAUGCACGGAAAGAUCAGGCCGCUGCUCUUCAGGCACUGGAAGGAGAAGGAUCCCGACGUCCUGGUGUACGAGACGCUUCCUGAGGGCGUUUCGUACCAGGAAAUGAUGAGGAAGAGCAGGUUCUGUCUGUGUCCGAGUGGGCACGAAGUUGCGAGCCCCAGGAUUCCCGAGGCGAUCUACGCAGGCUGCGUCCCGGUGUUGAUUUCAAGGAACUACGUGGCUCCUUUUAGUGAUGUGCUGAAUUGGGAGGCGUUCUCGGUUCAGGUUUCGGUGGAAGGGAUCGAGGACCUGAAGGAGAUCCUGAUGGGGAUUCCUGAAGGGAGGUAUUUGGAAUUGGUGAGGAAUGUGGAGCAGGUGAGGAGGCAUUUUGAGGUGAAUGAUCCUCCCAGGAGAUUUGAUGUGUUUCAUAUGAUUCUGCAUUCUGUCUGGUUGAGAAGGCUGAAUUUCAGAAUCCCCAGUUGAAGAGAGGGAAACAAGAUGCAAAUUAUAUCUUACUGACAGAGUGUAGUUGAACAGCUUAUUACAGGAUGAACUUACAAAUAGAAAGCCAUCACAAAAUCACAUUAUAUAUUUCCUUGGAGUAGGGUCAGCACUUCAAGUCAAACCUAAGAUUUGCUCUGGAUUGAGUCAACAACUUUUUAUAUAGCUUAAUUGGUGUAUCACACGUGGUCAACAGGUUUUGUCAAAAACAAAACCACCUGGUCAAC